GUCCCUCCCCAAAACCAAAUGCAAACAAAAUCGUCUCUGCAUUCACCCCCUGCGGGCUGAGGACACUCUACACUCACUCACUGAGUCACUCAUGAAGACGCUCGCCACUUCUUGCUCCAAAACCUUCGUCGACAAGUAUGGUGGCGGUGGAGGGUUUCAUGAUGUUUCCUUCAGUAGACCUGAAGUUUGCUUCUUGCCGACGAAAAUGGUCGCCAAUCCCCGAUUCCUGCAGCUGGUCUCUGUGCAGCGCAAGGCGAUUCAGCCAGUUCGUCCGUCUGCUUCUCUUGUUCCGGACUCGGAGGACCAGGUCCAGGUGAGCAUGGAGACAGCAGGAACUCAAUCUCAAGAAGAUCUUUCCAAGAAAGUUCAUGUCAAAUUCCAGUUACAGAAAGAGUGCUCAUUUGGGGAGCAUUUCCUCCUAGUAGGGGAUGAUCCCAUGAUUGGCCUAUGGGACCCUGAGAGUGCUAUACCAAUGAAUUGGUCAGAAGAGCAUGUCUGGACUGUUGAGCUGGAUAUACCGGUUGGAAAAUCAAUUAAUUUCAAAUUCAUUCUGAAAAGCAGCAUGGGAGAGAUUAUGUGGCAACCUGGCCGAGAUAGGAAUUUGACAACCUGGCAAUCUGAAAGUACUAUCAUUGUCUGUGAAGACUGGGAAAAUGCUCAAUAUCAGAAAAUAAUGGAGGAAAAACCAUUGACUAACCAAGAUGAGGAGCAUACCCUUCAUUUUGGGAUAGCAACAGUCACAGAGAACUUGACAACUCUGAGGAAAGCUAUCAUGUCUCACAAAGACCGUGGAUUAGAAGUUGUUGGUGAUAAUACCUAUACAGCAAAGGAGUCACUACAACCAGCAUACAAGGAAGUAGCUAGGGGUAAUGGUGUCCCUUCGCUAGAGAGGCAUAUAACAACUACAACUGUUGCAAACAAUAUCGGUUACCCUGAAGAAGAUUUCAUGGCCAAUGGGAACAUUAAAGUGCUCAGUGACAAGGAUGAACACAACACUGUCAUAGUGGCUGAGGAAAUUGUAGGAGAUAAUGGCUUAGCUGUAACAUUCAAGAACCCCACACCAGCAGAUAUGGAGGGAAAUCUGAUUACCCAUGAGGGAGAUGCUGUUCUGGUACCUGGAUUGACUUUAACUCCAUCAACAUUGUCAUCUGAAGAAGAAAUUCAAAAUGAAGUUGGGAAGAAUAUUAUGACAGAUGCUUCGGUCAGCAUUGAUGGAGCUAAAAUUUGCAGUUUGCCAGAGUUUGAUGUGAAGCAAGAACUUGAUGUUGUUGCACACCAAGCAGUUACAAAUGAGACGUCCAUGGACGAGGAGCAGAUUAACAACAAAAUUACUCAUGAACCUCUUGAGGGAAGAGAAGAACAGCCUGACUCAGAGCCUCUACAAAGUAAUGUCUUGGAAAAUGACAUCAAUUGGGGUCGCAAAAUGCUAGGGAAGCUUCUAAAACAAUGGCGAUUUCAUUAGCUAGUGAAAAAUGGUAAGGGAUAUAGUUACAUUCAUUCAAGAGCUACAACAAAGCCUAUGCGUUGCCCUUAGGUUCUUAUGGUUUGGCUGGCAAAAGAGAAAAUGAGAAUUAAAGAUUUCUUGUGCUGUUCUGUGUACAUACACAUUCCAUUGCUUUAUGUCUCUAUAAUGGGAGCAUUACUGAAUUUUGUAUGUAACUGCUCUAGCAUGUAAUAAUGGGUUCAUACUGAAAGGGUUCUUCUCCUCAUUUUCUGACAGACAUAAUCGGAACUUUUCUGAUAUUGUGUAUGUAUAUUUUGGUUGACGCUUGGAAGGUUCUUAUCAGCAAUCCUGUCGCUGACUUAUUCAGAUAUGUUGGCAUUCACAAAAUAUAGGUACCAUCAUAAU
Rubroshorea leprosula is the source of this 1849-nucleotide messenger RNA. The record is from the annotation of a GenBank genome assembly. NCBI's taxonomy places the organism in Eukaryota, Viridiplantae, Streptophyta, Magnoliopsida, Malvales, Dipterocarpaceae.